CCCAGCCGCUGUUUGAGUAGCUGGCUAACGUUAGAUUUACGACUUAAAUUAAGGUUUUAUUUCGGAUAAUAUUAACCUGCAGUAACAGGGCGAAUGUUAAUUUAUCCUCAAAGGCUGGAAAAACCCAAAGAUGAAGAAAAUGCCAGCUACCCAGGCCAAGCUAUUUAACCCAGGCCAAGCUAUUUAACCCAGGCCAAGCUAUUUAGCCCAAGCCAAGCUAUUUAACCCAGGCCAAGCUAUUUAACCCAAGCCAAGCUAUUUAACCCAAGCCAAGCUAUUUAACCCAAGCCAAGCUAUUUAACCCAGGCCAAGCUGUUUAACCCAUGCCAAACUGUUUAACCCAUGCCAAGCUAUUUAACCUAGGCCAAGCUAUUUAACCCAAGCCAAGCUAUUUAACCCAAGCCAAGAUAUCUAACCUAGGCCAAGCUAUUUAACCCAAGUCAAGCUAUUUAACCUAGGCCAAGCUAUUUAACCCAAGCCAGGCUAUAUAACCUAAAGGCAGAAGAAUGAAGAAGAGCACUCCAGGUGGUGGCAGAGGGCUGCACCCCGGAAACCCAAAUCCAGUCCAGAGCUCCAGUCUGGGAGGAGACAGACCUAACGAGCCAGUUAUUCCUCUCCCACCGCAGAUUGGAAGUCCUCAAAGACUGCAAAGCAGAAUUAGGACAGCGUUGAACACCGCAGAGAGAUACAGAACAGCACUCGGUAACAAACGCGUGGGACGACCUUAUAAACAGAAAAAGAUGAUGCGGAGGAUGAGUUUAUUCCCCCGCCGGGGCACCUCUCUGGGAAACCUUGGGCUGACAGAAGAGGAGAUCAGAGAGGAGGUGGAGAAUGACACAUAUGAAUUGGUCUCAGAGUUUGUUAAGCUCCCAAAUAGAGCUAGAAUGCAGGCCAUACGAUCCCUGCCCAUGAGUUUCAGCGAGAGACGAAAUAUCAGGAGCAGAGUGAUCUCAGUCAAACUCUCCGAGAAGAACAUCCUCCCUACGUGUUGCACUGACUGCAAUCAGCAAGUCUCUCUGUUUUUCCGCAGGUUUGGCGCAGGCUGGGCCUCAGUCAGGCAGCGCUUGGUGAUAUGGCAGGACACCCUGAAGGAGAUCGGGGGCAGGUUCGGCACCUCCGUCCUCUCGUACUUCCAGUUCCUGAAAUGGUUGCUCAUGUUCAACAUCUUCUCCCUCCUCAUCAAUUUCUGCUUCAUCACAAUCCCCCAAAUUGUGCGCUCUCCAAAUAUCACACACCCGAUAAGCUUCAGAGGACUGGAGCUGCUCACAGGAGCGGGUUAUUUCAAUCAGACAGUGUUGUUCUAUGGAGGCUAUAAUGGUGAAGUCAUUAAAACACAGCCUUCCUACAACAUGCAGCUGGCUUAUCUCUUCACCAUAGCAGCCUACUUGGUGCUUUGUGGAGUGUCCCUUAUCUAUAGCAUGGCCAGGUCCUUUCAGAGGAACUUUGUGUUAGUGGCUGGUCCCGCCUACGGCGGAGCGUGGCGUCUGUUGUGCAGCUGGGAUUUCAGCGUUAUCAACGAGAAAGCCAUCCAGCACAACAAGGACAACCUCUCCAUCCAGCUAAAGGAGUCUUUAUCCGAGCGACUGCAGAAGAAAGCUGUAGUUUCCGUGUCAGCUAAGCUCCAGCAGAUCUCUCUGCAGCUCCUGGCCUGGCUGCUGUCUUUAGGGCUUGCCGUGGGCUCCUGCACAGGCAUCUACUUCCUGGAGUUAAAUCUGAAUGAGCUGAUGCCAAGUAUAUCUGAUUCAGGGAAUUUAGAAGAGGAAGCCUCCACGCUGCUCGUGCCUGUUGUAGUGUCUCUCAUCAACCUCGUCAUUCCUCUCAUCUACGCCCUCGUUAAUAAAAUGGAGCACUACACCAACCCUCGUACAAACGUCUACGUCAUCAUCCUAAGAAAUGUCCUGCUGAAGAUGUCCAUCCUGGGAAUUCUUUGUUAUUACUGGCUGAGUGAUGUUCCCACUAACUUUUCAUGCUGGGAAUCUUUCGUGGGUCAGAGCGUUUAUCGGCUGGUGGUAGUCGACUUCAUAUUCUGCCUGCUUGGCUCUUUCUUUACAGAAUUCCUGCCCAACAUAAUUGGAACUAAAUGUUUUCGAAGUCUGGGUGUCCCAGAGUUUGACGUUGCUACAAAUGUACUGAAUCUUAUCUACGCCCAGACACUGGCAUGGAUUGGAAUUUACUUCUCUCCACUCCUUCCCGUCAUUCAAGUCGUUAAGCUGUUUAUUAUCUUUUACCUGAAAAAGGUCAGCCUGAGCAUGAACUGCCAGCCGCCCAAGCGCACGGGCAGGGCAGCCCAGAUGCAGACCGUGUACAUCGCUCUCCUCUUCUUCCCCUCAUUCGUAGGCGCGCUGUCCAUGGUGGCCUACACAGUGUGGAGUCUGAAGCCUUCCGAGCAGUGUGGGCCAUUCCAGAACCUCGGCAAACCCUUCCAAGUCGUCCUCGACUGGAUGAAAGGCGUCCAGAAUAUUCCAGGAUCGGAAUGGGCCUGGUGGACAUUUGAGCACGUGCUGAGAAACGAGCUGUUCUUCUACCUCAUCACUCUCAUCGUCCUCGUUUUUACUUAUUUAGUCUGGCAGGUCUCUCAGGGCCGGAAGCAGCUCAUCAAGACUCUCCGAGAGCAGAUUGUCAAUGAGGGAAAGGACAAGGCCUUCCUGCUGAAUAGACUACAGAACGCCCGGAAACAGAAAAGAGAUGCCCUGACCUUCAGGCCCCAGGAAUACACUGAGAGGACAUACUUCAACCAAAACUGGAUGAACACGUUCCCACUGGAUAUGUGAGACACUGUUGAGGUUUUGCCAAACUUUGCGAAAGAGCGCCAUCUCCUGGACAGUUGGUGGGAUGGUGGGAUGAAGCACUGCCCUGUGAAAGCAAAUCCGAUUCAACUCCAAGUAAAUACGCAGUCUGUUGUUGACUUUGGAAACAGCAAACUAAAAAACAGGUUUGGGAUUCGGGGAUUUAUGGGAUUGGCCUGCUGCGCUUGAUCCAGCAGGUGGCUUCCUUUCAGAGCAGCAGCCAGCAAACCACCACUAAAACAGGCACGCGCUCAAGGCCAUUUAGUGUCUUGCAGACCUUUUCAAGUCUGUUUUACCUUCUGUACGUGAAGAUUGUCAUCAGUACAUUUGCAGCACAACUUUUUAAACAAAUUCUAAAACACUUUUUUGAAGAAAUUAAAACUUAUUUAAAUGAUACUGUACUUUUAUUGUGAAAAAGUCGUUGCUUUCAUACACUAAGAACUGUACAAUCAAUAAUUUAAAAACAUGUUCGGUUUGUUGUUUCAAGAACACUUGAUUAUUCCUUAUUUAAGUUACUCAGCAGCUUUUAGCUUAAAC
This is a messenger RNA of Pygocentrus nattereri (red-bellied piranha), 3323 nucleotides long. RefSeq names its product transmembrane channel like 5 (gene tmc5). The coding region runs from base 507 to 2771 and encodes 754 amino acids. Gene Ontology annotation, cellular component: plasma membrane. NCBI's taxonomy places the organism in Eukaryota, Metazoa, Chordata, Actinopteri, Characiformes, Serrasalmidae. The transcript has 21 exons. The record is from RefSeq and is a predicted model, not a curated record. Gene Ontology annotation, molecular function: mechanosensitive monoatomic ion channel activity.